Lodderomyces theae is the source of this 501-nucleotide messenger RNA. RefSeq lists its product as uncharacterized. Bases 1 to 501 code for a protein of 166 amino acids. The transcript has a single exon. The record is from RefSeq and is a predicted model, not a curated record. NCBI's taxonomy places the organism in Eukaryota, Fungi, Ascomycota, Pichiomycetes, Serinales, Debaryomycetaceae.
AUGCCACCUACCAUCAAGCUCACUAAGGCACAAGACUGUGGUGUAGUCUUCUGUGGCUUAUUCGCGGUUUUAGCAGUCUUCACCUAUUUUCUUGUGCCCUGGGCAUUAAAACGCAGCAAACAGUUGAUCAUCAUUUUACAAAAUGACACGCAGGAGACGGAAAUCACCCAAAACGCCAAUACCAUGACCACAGAGAGUGAGUUCAACAACAACAACAAUAACCGUAUCAUUGCUUUAGAAAACACACAAACUGAAAACACACGAACUGAAAACACACGAACUGAAAACACACGAACUGAAAACACACAAACUGAAAACACUGCAGUCACCAAUGAACGUGGUCCGCUUAAUCGAACUGAGAUUAGAGACAGUAUUUGGCCUGCCAAUACAAAAACGCAGGCAAGAGUUCAACUUGUGUUGAUCAUUUUUGGUAUGAUCCUUGGUGGAUUUAUUUUCCCGCUUGGUAGUUGGGAAAUUUUUGGUGCUAUAUGCAAAAAUUGA